AUGACCCAUAAUCAGAUCACGCGGUUUGCUGAUGUCGUCGGCCGUGUUUUUCCAAUGGCGAGAAAUUCCUCCAGUCACUCGAAGACGACGGAACUGGUAAUGGAAUUACCGAUUAACGACGUUAAUUCCGCCACGUCGGGAGCUGGAUCGGUGAUUCUUUCUCGAGUUGCACGGGGUGUUACAUCAUUGCGCGUGUUAAUCAACGGCCGCUGUAAUGAACCGUCAACGCGGUGCCGGCGAAAACGAAGAAACCGCGUAACAAGACGCCGUCGCCGCUGCGAGUUCUCCGAUGCGGCGACACGUGAGGAGCGGACUCGUCAGGCCGGACAAGUCGAGGUGACACCGGAAGGGUGGCCGGUUCGUGCCCAAUCUGCUUUCGCCGCGGUGAAAACGUGCUCCAUGUACGGCGGAAGGUUCGAUCUUGCACGUGACCGCGAUCCGCCACGGCUGGAUCGAUCAUCCGGUCGGUGCGAAAGCAUUCUGUGCAUCUUCCUGCUGUUCGGGACGUUCCUCGGCUGCGAUGCUAGAAGUAACGGUACGCCAGAUGUCCAUAGGAUACCCGGAGGUGCCGGAACACGCCAAGCAGAUCACGCUUAUUCACAUAUGAAUAAUGACAUAAAAGAUGCGGGUGACCAGGGAGAUCUCUAUAUUGGUCACAGUGGUGAUCCGUGGAGCGCGUCCUCAGAGCAUGAUUACCAGAAGGAUAUCUACGUGCCCGUAUCGUCGCCGGCGAACGUGGCGAUUAACAGCACGAAAGCUCAAUCUGCCGUCAAAGAGACGACGAGUCAUGCGAGAUUCAAGAGAGGAGUCAUACAUCUCUACAAUAUGGUAGUGUGCGCCACAGGAUGUAAUCCUCUGGUUUACAAGGGGUACGGUUGCUACUGCGGAUUCUUAGGAUCCGGCUAUGUCAUCGACGGUAUCGACCAGUGCUGCAAGAUGCACGACUGGUGCUAUGACGCUACGGAGUGUCCCAUGUUCUCAGAGUACUUCGUACCAUAUUACUGGAGAUGUUAUCACGGUUACAAACCCGUUUGCGCGGUUGAGCACGGCGAAUGGGGAGGAUCGGGAUCGUGCUCUCAACGUUUGUGCGAAUGCGACCGCUCAUUAGCGGAAUGUCUGAGGAGAUACCCUUGUCCUACCACCAAAGCAGUCUGUACCUCGUCACCCUGGAGACUCGUACAAAAUCUCUUUAUGAUUAUAUAAGUUGCGUUAUUUUGAUAAAAUGGCAUAGGUCAAGAGGCGAUAAAAUUUGUUUUAUGUCGUCAUAGAUUUUACAUAUUAUAUAUAUAUUUUUUGGAGAUAAAGCGCUUUAUGUAAUUCCUACUCGUGCGCAUCAAGAAAUUUGAACUGAUUCUCACAGACACGAUACAGUACUUGAAUGCCAAAGAAGACACUGAUUAUUUUUACGAGCUGUGCGACAUUUUAACAAUCUGCUAUCUCGAAACUGUCAUCUUGCUUGACGUCAGAGACGAGGAAUGAUACGGUGCAAAAUUCUUGCAUUCUUUAGCUUUAUUUUUUCAAUUAUUUCCCACCAAAACAAUAUUUUUGUAAUCUUGUUUUAUUUAUCGUGAGAAAAAGAAAAAUAAAGCUGUAAAAAAUUAAAAAAUAAAACUGCAAGACGCAAGAAUUUUACACCGGUAAGAUUAACAGCUUAGAGGUAGCCGGCGCUUAACGCUCUAAAAAUCAGAAACAUUACGUUGUAAUCAAAACUCUGACAAUGAUUAAGUGAUUAUUUAUUAUUAUUAACAUGCUUCAUUUUCAAUUUUCCGGUCAUUGCUAACGAGGAAAAUAAGCGUGUGCGUGUGUGUAUAAGUAAAAAAUCAUAUCGUU
This is a messenger RNA of Ooceraea biroi (clonal raider ant), 1830 nucleotides long. RefSeq lists its product as uncharacterized. Gene Ontology annotation, molecular function: A2-type glycerophospholipase activity; calcium ion binding. Gene Ontology annotation, biological process: arachidonate secretion; phospholipid metabolic process; lipid catabolic process. The record is from RefSeq and is a predicted model, not a curated record. Lineage: Eukaryota; Metazoa; Arthropoda; Insecta; Hymenoptera; Formicidae.